Messenger RNA from Dryobates pubescens (Downy woodpecker), 1169 nucleotides. RefSeq names its product mitochondrial ribosomal protein L10 (gene MRPL10). The record is from RefSeq and is a predicted model, not a curated record. Gene Ontology annotation, molecular function: structural constituent of ribosome. The transcript has 6 exons. Gene Ontology annotation, cellular component: mitochondrial large ribosomal subunit. The coding region runs from base 102 to 1169 and encodes 355 amino acids. Gene Ontology annotation, biological process: translation. Lineage: Eukaryota; Metazoa; Chordata; Aves; Piciformes; Picidae.
AUCCUGAGCUCUCCCUGCCCUGUUCCCUCCCCCCAGCCUGGCUGCCCGCCCUGCAGCUGGUGCGCCGCGGCUCCAAGGCGGUCACCCGGCACUGGAAGGCGAUGCACUUCCAGCGGCAGAAGCUGAUGGCCGUCACCGAGUACGUGCCCCCGCGGCCGGCCGUCCCUCCGCGCUGCAUCGCCCCCGUGAAGGAAUCGGUCGAGAAGGAGGACGGCUACAUGCGGCUGCUGCAGCGGCAGGUGCGGGAGGCCUUCAGGGACAACCGGAUGGUGGCCGUCUGCCAGUUCAACUCCAUGGCCGAGGAGGAGGUGGCGCUGCUGAGGCACUACCUGCGCAGGCACAACAUCCAGGUCAAGUUCGUCCUCAACGAGGUCGUGAGGCCGGUGCUGUCCCAGUCCAAGUACAGGAACCUCCUCCCUCUCUUCGUGGCUCGCAACAUCCUGCUGGUCAGCCCAGAGGCCAAGGCCAAGGAGAUGCUGAGGGUGCUGAAGGGAGUGCCACAGGUCAACCUCCUGGGUGCCUGCAUCGAUGACACCAUCCUGAGCAGGCAGGGAGUGGAGAACUUCGCCAAGCUGCCCUCCCUGGAGGCCACCCAGGGCCAGACUGUUGGGGCCUUGGCCCUGCUGCCUUCCCAGACCUCCUCCCUGCUCCAGCGUGGCCCUGCACACCUCACAGCCCUCCUGGACCAGCACCUCCGCCAGCUGCGGGAGGGGGGCACGGCUGGGGACAGGGGGAGCCCAGCUGAGGCCACAGGCAGCAGGGCUGAGGCCACAGGGGGAGGCUCGGGCUCCGUGCGUGGCCCGGACGCGGGUGGGUCGGGCUCGGUGCCGGGAGGUGGGAGCGGCGGGGGGUGGAUCCCGGUUCCCCCGGCGGGCUGCCGCGGCUGGCGGCUCCGGUCCUCCACGGUGCAGGGGGCAGAGCCGAGCGGCUCCGGCCCGGCGCCUCCGCCUUCUUCCGUGUUCCGCUUCCUGCAGCCGCCGGGCAGGAUGCGACCGGCCCCGGCUGCCCGCCCGCCGCCCCCCGAGGUGAGCGCCGGGGACGCGGCCGCGGGGGAGACCGCAGGGGGUCCAGCCGGGGCCGGGGGCGAAGGCACCGCACCCGGCUUUCCCCGGCCCCAACGAGGGUCGUGCCCACCUCCGUGCCCUGCCCGGGGCUGCCAGCAGCUUUGA